AUGGCGGAGGCGGACGGCGCCAUUGUUCCUUACUCCUCAUCUAACGAUGUUGUUUUACGCCAUGAUGGAUCGGUUGUCGUUUAUGAUCCGGUUUCGAGACAACUAGUCCUUCAAGAUGCAGCCGAGGCUGAGAAGCACGACAAUGAUCCGCAGUGUCCAUACUGCCGCAGGCCGUUGCGAGACGAGGCCUCUGGUCAAGACAACUACCAUUCCAGGACGCAGCCAGAAUUUGUCAAUCCCGAAUAUUUCCGCAUGCUCCAUAACAGUCUUCCACCUGCCUCAGUAGAUUCAGCUACAGCCCAGCCGCAAUCUCGACGUCUAGUUCAGCCUGUACUCGCCGAUAGUCCUUCAAGCGGAUCGGGCCAGUCCAGGGUACCUAACGGACAUGGUAUCUCAUCGGCUGCAUUUACUCCAGACUACUUCAAAAGGUUCUUUGUGGAAGAAUCGGUGCUAGGAAAAGGCGGGAAAGGUGUUGUGUUGUUGGUGAAGCAUGUCCUAGACGGCGUGUCUUUGGGUCAUUAUGCCUGCAAGCGCGUGCCUGUUGGGGAUGAUCACGAGUGGCUCGAAAAGGUUUUGAUUGAAGUGCAAACACUCCAGCACCUCUCACAUCAGAACCUUGUCUCCUACCGACAUGUUUGGCUCGAGAACGCGAAAAUUACGACAUUUGGGCCAAGCGUCCCAUGCGCGUUUAUCCUCCAGCAGUACUGCAAUGCGGGGGAUCUUCAUAACUACAUUUGUGGCUCCAUGCAGACAUCUACGACGCCUCAGGAAUUGAAAGAGCGCAUUAGACGAAGGUCUAGAGGAGGCCCCGAGGCUCCUCUUGGUCUCCAUGAACCUCGCAAGCUACAUUUUGAUGAGAUUUACUCUUUCUUCAAGGACAUUACUUCGGGUCUUCGAUAUCUCCAUGCAAGCGGCUAUAUUCACCGUGAUCUUAAGCCCAACAACUGUCUGCUGCACAAGACUAACGAUGGCAUACGAGUCUUGGUCAGCGAUUUCGGCGAGGUUCAGCCCCAGGAUGCAAUACGGAGGUCUACGGGGGCGACAGGAACUGUGUCGUACUGUGCUCCAGAGGUGUUACGGCGGGAGUACCCUAAUGGCCCCUUCGCCAAUUUCACCUUCAAAAGUGAUAUCUUCUCUCUCGGAAUGAUUCUUUAUUUUCUGUGCUUCGCGCAGCUUCCGUAUCGAAAUGCUGAUCUCAUCAAUGAGGAGAAGGAGGAUCUUGAGAAACUCCGUGAAGAGAUAAUGGACUGGCCUGGUUUUGACCAAGGACGAAUGCGCCCUGAUUUACCCGAACAACUCUAUACUUUCCUCUGGCGUUUGCUGUCAGUUGACCCCGAUUUACGGCCAUCUGCGGACGAGGUACUUAGUGGCCUCGAGGUCGGGGCCAAUGCUAAUGAGAACCUACGCACAAAACGUGGCAGCAGUAGUUCUUCUGCGCCUGACGUGCACAGCGCAUCUAGGAUUCGCCCUCUUGAUGAUACGACCGAUACAGUGUCUCCCAGGAGGUCUUUUUCACGAGGUCCUGCAAUACGCCGCAAUUCUGUAUUUGAAUCGAAUGGGUCUGUAGGGGACCUGACCCCCGUAUUUGAAGACAUGGAUGGUACACAGAGGAGAGGCUCGCUCAGUCCAGAGCGUGAUUUGGUCGUCCGACCUCGAUUCUCUAAUACACAAUCUGUCUCACCACCCAGGAAUGAGCCUCAUUCAGUUGGGCCAAGCAUCGGACCAACCACCAUCGAACCUUCUAUCCGACUACUGCCCCCUCCGCCAGGGGGGUCCUUCCUCCCCCGACGCCUUUCGGGGUGGUAUCCACCGUUUUUCGCAGUACAGCUGUCUUUGUUUCUUGCUAAAAUUGCUAUGGCACUGCAGCCUUGCUCGCCGUUGGCUGUCAACCCCUGGGUGUUGUACUUUUUGAUCAUAGCAGCAGGCAUCAACUUGCGGACGAAAAGCUUGCAAAUGCAGCUAGCAUCUUUGGUUUUGCAUGCUCUUGUCGUUUUUCUAAGCAUGAAGCUGGAGAUUCUAUGUAUCUGGCCUUCGACCACGGCCGGAAUGGUGCAUGGGAAUGAAUUAUAG
This is a messenger RNA of Aspergillus nidulans FGSC A4, 2070 nucleotides long. Its product is annotated as protein kinase IKS1. Bases 1 to 2070 code for a protein of 689 amino acids. Lineage: Eukaryota; Fungi; Ascomycota; Eurotiomycetes; Eurotiales; Aspergillaceae. The transcript has 2 exons. The record is from RefSeq and is a predicted model, not a curated record. Gene Ontology annotation, molecular function: ATP binding; kinase activity; transferase activity.